Messenger RNA from Cutaneotrichosporon cavernicola, 555 nucleotides. RefSeq lists its product as uncharacterized. The record is from RefSeq and is a predicted model, not a curated record. The coding region runs from base 1 to 555 and encodes 184 amino acids. Lineage: Eukaryota; Fungi; Basidiomycota; Tremellomycetes; Trichosporonales; Trichosporonaceae. Gene Ontology annotation, biological process: mitotic spindle organization. The transcript is spliced from 3 exons. Gene Ontology annotation, cellular component: dynactin complex. Gene Ontology annotation, molecular function: dynein complex binding.
AUGUCACAAGCUCCAGCUCCGUCGCCGCUUCCGCUUCCGCCAGACGCGUCAGCGUCACCGCGCGCUCCACGCGCACCCUUCGCCUUCUCACCUUACUCUUCAUCGCCUCCCUCCUCCUCCCUUCCUCCCUCCUCCACGGCCUCCCCCCGCCGCUCACCCACCAAACGCCGCCUCGUCCUCCGCGCCGGCCCCGAAACCUUUGUCGCCUCGGAAUCCCGCCUCGACGGCACGCUGAGCCUGGGCACCGGCUGCGUAAUCCACCCGAAAGCAACUGUGAUCGCGGCCGCCGGCGCGUCCAUAUUCCUAGGCGACGGCGUGGUCAUUGAAGAAAUGGCAGAAGUCCUUUUCCGUGGGCCAGGCCGCGCGACAAUCGGUUCCGGAACAGUAGUCAUGGUCGGCGCAGUCGUCGAUCUUGUCCCCGAUUCUCCCGAGGGCAGUCGGGCUGUGGGCGAGUGGUGCCGUGGAGGGGGGGAUGCCGUCCCGCACUGUUAUAUAUGGUUCGGCGAGUUCAACAAGGCGCGCGACGAGGCGCCGGGCGUGCAGACUCAACGAUAG